AUGAACUCGCCGCUGGCGUCCGUCCGGAUCGGUGUCUUCCCAGACGAGUUCGUGGCGGCGGCAGCGGACCCGGCGGUGCUCGACCAGUUCCGCGCCACCGUCCGGGAGCUAAAGAAGGCGUGGGCGACCAUCCACCACAGCCACGGCGUGACCAUCUUGACCGAGAUGCUGCUAAACGCUGAGCGGUAUGGCGGGCUGGACGAGUACAGCUACGAGGUGCAGAUCGCCUUGUCCUUGCCCAAGCUGGGGUACUCAAGCGCCGAGUUGCUGGCGAGCCAGGUCGUUCGGGGGUAUGCCACCACCCGCCUUGUGAACAAGUUGUUCCAGAACGUGGACGUCGUUCUCACGCCCACGACAGCAACACCGGCCCGCAUCGAUCCUGCCUUCUUGACGCAUGGUCUGUCGGAUAUUACCACCACGUUGGCCCUCAUGCGCUUCAUCUUGGCGGGCUACAUUUCUCAAGGACUCCCGAUGUCCAUGCUUGUCCAAGCCGACCACUGGAACGAGCACAUGUGUCUGCAAGUUGCUCGCAAACGAAGCCAUGAGUCCGCUGGCUGCAGCAACCCACGGCAUAUCAUUACGAUACUCUCGCGGCCGCUGAACAAUUGCAAACCCAACGUCGCCACACAGAACUAA
Aphanomyces astaci is the source of this 636-nucleotide messenger RNA. RefSeq lists its product as hypothetical. The coding region runs from base 1 to 636 and encodes 211 amino acids. The record is from RefSeq and is a predicted model, not a curated record. NCBI's taxonomy places the organism in Eukaryota, Oomycota, Saprolegniomycetes, Saprolegniales, Verrucalvaceae. The transcript has 2 exons.